Komagataella phaffii GS115 is the source of this 579-nucleotide messenger RNA. RefSeq lists its product as uncharacterized. The transcript has a single exon. NCBI's taxonomy places the organism in Eukaryota, Fungi, Ascomycota, Pichiomycetes, Pichiales, Pichiaceae. The record is from RefSeq and is a predicted model, not a curated record. Bases 1 to 579 code for a protein of 192 amino acids.
AUGGAUUUUUCUCUUACCCAGAUCCUUCCUUCAUUCAGUGAAGAGCUAUCACAACUAAACAACAACUUGGGCACUGUUUUUGAGAACUUUUCUUCAGACAUCAAUGACGAGAUCGUUGCCAGCACAGAAAGACAGCAGGAUAUCAUCGCAAUGACCCGCAAAUUGUCAAAAACCUGUGAUAAACACAAAAAUCAUAAGCUUGUCGUGUCCAAUGACAAGUCCUUGAUGCAAGAUUUGGAUGACAUAAUACUUAGUAUCACCAUCACAAAGAGCAGUUUAGAUGAGACGAUAAGGAGGCUCAAUAAAGCUCAGUCUCAGCUGGGAAACGACCAUUACCUUCGAAACUCGGAAAAAUUGUACCGGUAUUGCAAGGAAAACAAAUUGAUCACAACAAAAGAAAAAUUACAGCAAUAUGAACAAUUAGAACGGCAGUUGGGAGUCUCCACAAAACUCAGAUUUCCCUUGAAACAAAAGUCGGAAAGUACCUUAUCGUUGACGGAUAAUACGGUGUUGGCAGAUUUCGAACCCUCACAGACUGAGAGCUCUCUAAAAAAGUUGUUUAUUGAUGAAGCUUCCUAA